Molecule: messenger RNA, 2112 nt
Organism: Cotesia glomerata
Lineage: Eukaryota; Metazoa; Arthropoda; Insecta; Hymenoptera; Braconidae
Product: extensin-like
Exons: 4
Coding region: 64-2070 (668 amino acids)
Source: RefSeq, a predicted model, not a curated record
AAUAUAAGUCGCAAUUGCUCGGACUAGUGUUGAGUAAUAAUUUGAAAUUGUAACAAGUUCAAUAUGUUUCUUAAAUUGGGUUUUUUUGUUCUAAUCAUUUGUAUGUUAUCCCAGCACACUUUUGUUGAUGCAAAUGAUCACAUUCUUGGGGAUUUCCUUCGACGAAUUGGAGACUGGCAACAUGCUCGAGGUGACGCCUGGGACCGCAAGGCUCACAUCUGGCACAUUUUCGACAAAUCUGACGAACCCCAAAAAACUCCAAUCGGCAACUUGAAACGCGCGUUUGGUGACAAGACAUACAGAUUUGCUGACCAUGUUGACGGCUGGGCUGAACAAGGAAAAGGAAUCUUUGGACAAGUAGUCGGAAAUUUCAAAACUAAAAGCCGGAAUACGGGUAAGCAACCAACAUCCCAUUCCAUUCUAAGACGUCCAACCACCCCUACAAACCCUCAACCAGCACCUACAGCUCCAACUGGAGGCCCGUACUUCCCAACUACAUCUGUUUCAACAAGUUUUACUGGAACCGCUCAACCUCCAAACAUAAAUUCAAUGUUCAAUCCUCAAAACAUUCCAUUCCCUCCAGGUUUUAAUCCAGCAUCUCCUAAAACAAGCAACCCUUGGCCUCCUAGACGUAAUCCAGUAACUCGUACUAGAGGCCCGUACUUCCCAACUACAUCUGUUUCAACAAGUUUUACUGCAACCGCUGAACUUCCAGACAUAAAUUCAAUGUUCAAUCCUCAAAACAUUCCAUUUCCUCCAGGUUUUAAUCCAGCACCUCCUCCAACAAGCAACCCUUCGCCUUCUAGACCUAAUCCAGUAACUCCUACUAGAGGCCCGUACUUCCCAACUACAUCUGUUUCACCAAAUUUUACUGGAACCGCUCAACCUCCAAACAUAAAUUCAAUGUUCAAUCCUCAAAACAUUCUAUUCCCUCCAGAUUUUAAUCCAGCACCUCCUCCAACAAACAACCCUUCGCCUUCUAGACCUAAUCCAGUAACUCCUACUAGAGGCCCGUACUUCCCAACCACAUCUGUUUCAACAAGUUUUACUGCAACCGCUCAACCUCCAAACAUAAAUUCAAUGUCCAAUCCUCAAAACAAUCCAUCCCCUCCAGAUUGUGAUCCAGCACCUCCUCCAACAAGCAACCCUUCGCCUUCUAGACCUAAUCCAGUAACUCCUACUAGAGGCCCGUACUUCCCAACUACAUCUGUUUCAACAAGUUUUACUGCAACCGCUCAACCUCCAAACAUAAAUUCAAUGUCCAAUCCUCAAAACAAUCCAUCCCCUCCAGAUUGUGAUCCAGCACCUCCUCCAACAAGCAACCCUUCGCCUUGCAGACCUAAUCCAGUAACUCCUACUAGAGGCCCGUACUUCCCAACUACAUCUGUUUCAACAAGUUUUACUGCAACCGCUCAACCUCCAAACAUAAAUUCAAUGUCCAAUCCUCAAAACAAUCCAUCCCCUCCAGAUUGUGAUCCAGCACCUCCUCCAACAAGCAACCCUUCGCCUUGCAGACCUAAUCCAGUAACUCCUACUAGAGGCCCGUACUUCCCAACUACAUCUGUUUCAACAAGUUUUACUGCAACCGCUCAACCUCCAAACAUAAAUUCAAUGUCCAAUCCUCAAAACAAUCCAUCCCCUCCAGAUUGUGAUCCAGCACCUCCUCCAACAAGCAACCCUUCGCCUUCGAGACCUAAUCCAGUAACUCCUACUAGAAGCCCGUACUGCCCAACUACAUCUGUUUCAACAAGUUUUACUGCAACCGCUCAACCUCCAAACAUAAAUUCAAUGUCCAAUCCUCAAAACAAUCCAUUCCCUCCAGAUUGUGAUCCAGCACCUCCUCCAACAAGCAACCCUUCGCCUCCUAGACCUAAUCCAGUAACUCCUACUAGAGGUUCUUACUUCCCAACUUCUUCGAGACCGACUGUUACAAGAGGCCCUCCAGCUACUAGAUCUAGCGCCGGGAAAUUGGUGUUCAUUGAAAGUCAAGGAAAGUCUACGGAGCUGACUCCUGAACAGGUCGUUGAUAUUGGAAAGUACUUUGAUCAGUUGUUGAAAGGGUCUAAUUGAAUUGUUAUGUGAUUUCUUUCAAUAAAUGUUAUUCAUAUUCUA